Molecule: messenger RNA, 1851 nt
Organism: Cynocephalus volans (Philippine flying lemur)
Lineage: Eukaryota; Metazoa; Chordata; Mammalia; Dermoptera; Cynocephalidae
Gene: SLC6A12
Product: solute carrier family 6 member 12
Exons: 14
Coding region: 1-1851 (616 amino acids)
Biological process (GO): neurotransmitter transport; sodium ion transmembrane transport
Cellular component (GO): plasma membrane
Molecular function (GO): gamma-aminobutyric acid:sodium:chloride symporter activity
Source: RefSeq, a predicted model, not a curated record
AUGGCUACAGAUGGAAAAGCAGCGGUCCAUGAGGACGGGCCUCCUGUAGUCUCCUGGCUCCCUGAGGAGGGAGAGAAGUUGGACCAGGAAGGCAAGGACCAGGUGAAGGAUCGGGACCAAUGGACCAACAAGAUGGAGUUUUUGCUGUCAGUGGCCGGGGAGAUCAUUGGGCUGGGCAAUGUCUGGAGGUUUCCCUAUCUCUGCUACAAAAAUGGAGGUGGAGCCUUCCUCAUCCCAUACUUUAUCUUCUUCUUCACGUGCGGCAUCCCCGUGUUCUUCUUGGAGGUGGCGUUGGGCCAGUAUACCAGCCAAGGGAGCGUCACGGCCUGGAGGAAGAUCUGUCCCCUCUUCCAGGGCAUUGGUCUGGCCUCUGUGGUCAUUGAGUCCUACUUGAAUGUCUACUACAUCAUCAUCCUCGCCUGGGCCCUCUUCUACCUGUUCAGCUCCUUCACCUCUGAGUUGCCCUGGAUGACCUGCACCAAUUCCUGGAACACAGAGCACUGCAUGGACUUUCUGAACCACUCGGGAUCCAGUACAGUGACCCCUUCUGAGAACUUCACCUCACCUGUCAUGGAAUUCUGGGAGAGACGGGUUCUGGGCAUCACAGUGGGUAUCCACGACCUGGGGGCUCUGCGUUGGGAGCUGGCCCUAUGCCUCCUGCUGGCCUGGAUCAUCUGCUACUUCUGCAUCUGGAAGGGGGUCAAGUCCACAGGCAAGGUUGUUUACUUCACAGCCACCUUUCCCUACCUGAUGCUCAUUAUCCUGCUGAUCCGUGGCGUCACGCUUCCCGGAGCCUAUGAGGGCAUCAUCUAUUACCUGAAGCCGGAUUUGUUUCGCCUUAAGGACCCCCAGGUGUGGAUGGAUGCGGGCACCCAGAUCUUCUUCUCCUUUGCCAUCUGCCAGGGGUGCCUGACAGCCCUGGGCAGCUACAACAAGUAUCACAACAACUGCUACAGGGACUCCAUCGCCCUCUGCUUCCUGAACAGUGCCACCAGCUUUGCGGCUGGGUUUGUCGUCUUCUCCAUCCUGGGCUUUAUGUCCCAAGAACAGGGGGUGCCCAUUUCUAAAGUGGCUGAGUCAGGUCCUGGUCUGGCCUUCAUCGCAUUCCCCAAGGCUGUGACUAUGAUGCCCUUGUCCCAGCUGUGGUCCUGCCUUUUCUUCAUCAUGCUCAUAUUCCUAGGGCUGGACAGCCAGUUUGUCUGUAUGGAGUGCCUGGUGACGGCUUCCAUGGACAUGUUCCCCAGGCAGCUCCGGAAGAGCAGGCGGCGGGAGCUCCUUAUCCUCGGCAUUGCAGUCACGUGCUACCUGAUAGGGCUCUUGAUGGUCACCGAGGGUGGGAUGUAUAUCUUCCAGCUCUUUGAUUACUAUGCUUCCAGUGGCAUAUGCCUGCUCUUCCUCUCGGUGUUUGAAGUGAUCUGCAUCAGCUGGGUGUAUGGGGCGAAUCGCUUCUAUGACAACAUUGAGGACAUGAUCGGCUACCGCCCAUGGCCCCUGGUGAAGAUCUCCUGGCUUUUCCUGACCCCUGGACUUUGCCUGGCCACUUUCCUCUUCUCUUUGAGCAACUACACACCUCUCACGUACAACAACAUCUAUGUGUACCCUCCCUGGGGGUACGCCAUCGGCUGGUUCUUGGCUUUCUCCUCCAUGGCCUGCGUCCCUCUCUUCAUCCUCAUCACUAUUCUGAAGACCCAGGGUUCCUUCAAGAAGCGCCUGCGACAGCUCAUCACCCCUGACUCCAGCCUGCCACAGCCCAAGCAACACCUCUUCCCAGACGGUGGCAGUGGCCAGGACUGCAGGUGCUCACCAACAAAGGAGGGACUAAUAGCUGCGGAGAAGGAGACUCAUUUGUAG